Eurytemora carolleeae is the source of this 1720-nucleotide messenger RNA. RefSeq names its product AKT-interacting protein. The record is from RefSeq and is a predicted model, not a curated record. The transcript is spliced from 10 exons. NCBI's taxonomy places the organism in Eukaryota, Metazoa, Arthropoda, Copepoda, Calanoida, Temoridae. Bases 35 to 850 code for a protein of 271 amino acids.
UUUGACACCAUUGGACCCUUCUGGAUCCCUGAAAAUGCACAACCACGGGGGAAAAGUUUUACCGGAAGUUCCGGAUCUGGACACACAGCUGGCGCUUUCAGCAAAGAUGAUAGACAAAAAGACUUCAACGCCGAAGGGUUCACAUAGCUACGGUUCCUACUUCCUUGAAUAUUCCUUGAUGGCUGAGUUCCAGCUUCUCCAACAGCAACGAUUACCAGGAAUUUACUGUCUUCCGGCACAUUCAUCCCCCCUCACCUGGUGGGGGGUUCUUUUCAUCCGUCAAGGACCUUAUCAAGGAGGUGUAUUCAGGUUUCAGAUACAUCUACCAGAGAACUAUCCAGAUGGAGACUGUCCAAAGGUUGUGUUUGACGGCCCUGUUUAUCAUCCUCACAUAGACCCUGUUACACACCAACUAAACGUUAAGCAGGGAUUCCAUAAAUGGAAGAGAAAUGUUAAUCAUAUUUGGCAACUUCUGCUCUACACUAGACGAGUAUUUUAUAAGGUUGAGGUUCCUAAUCCUGAUCUAGCCAAGAACAAGGAUGCAGCGCUUCUCUGGGAGCAGGAUGUUGAGAAGUUUCAGACUGAAGCUCAGGAUUGUGUUAGACGAUGGGAGCAGGAUUUAUACAGUCACGAUAAUCCAGAUCCACAUUUUAUCAGGUUCAGCAAGUUUGACCCUGCAGUUCAUGAAGGAGCUCUUCAAGAUUUGAAAAGCGGAGGAGCAGGGGGAGAAGGUUCGGUUGGGGAGGGAGAAUACAGGAAUAGGAAAUCCUACAUGACGACCGGAUCCCUAACCAUCUUCUCCGAUAUGCCCGAGGUUAAAACCUCGGGACCCAGCUCUCUUCCGAAAUAGACAGAAAUAUAUCUUCUAGUUACACUAAUGCAUAGAACACGGGGCCUGCUUGCUUCAUUGAUUACUAAGGAUGCAGUUUGGAAAACUUCAAGUAACUGUCGGUUAUAUGAGAAUUAUUUUUGAAGUUCUGUCAGCUUUAGCUUUAAAAUAACAUUUUUUACAAAUUUUCUUUGAAACAUAGAUAAUUUUAUAAUACAACCAUGUGACCACCCACCCCUGUGCUAAAAUAAGUAAUUGUUGUGUUUUGAGAUUGAAAAUUUUCAUUUUUAUACUUUUAUAUUUCUCUGUUACUUAUUCUAUCCCCUACAAUAUAGUAAAGUUUAUCGACUAUUCAGUAUUUAAAUAUAGAUAUAUAUAAUAUACAUAUUCCGUUCUGUGUUAUUCCUUUCCUGGCAUCCUUAUCCCUUCCAUAAAACUUGUUUUUACCCUUUUUAGCCGCACUUACUAUGCUAUAUUUUUCAAUGAUCUUGUUCACAUCGUCCGCCAUCCCACCUCAUCAAUCCUCUUCCGCCCUCCCACCUCAUCAAUCCUCGUCCGCCUUCCCACCUCAUCAAUCCUCGUCCGCCAUCCCACCUCAUUAAUCCUCGUCCGCCCUCCCACCUCAUCAAUCCUCGUCCGCCCUCCCACCUCAUCAUUCCUUGUCCGCCAUCCCACCUCAUCAAUCCUCGUCCGCCUUCCCACCUCAUCAAUCCUCGUCCGCCCUCCCACCUCAUCAGUCCUCGUCCACCCUCCCACCUCAUCAAUCUUCGUCCUUGUCCUAUGUCCCCAAAGAGAAGAUUUAUACUUGUUAUUAAAUUUGAUUAGAAAUUAAUUUAGAAUAAUUUUUACUACUUCGGCAAAUAAAUUUAAUGUUUAGGCCUUAAAAUACUA